UAUUUAAACGCGAUACAUGGUGGUAGCAAAACCAUGAAGAAAGUAUAUCUCGCUGCUGUAGCAGGAAAUCUAGGUUCGUUGUCAGCGGGUUUAAAUAUGGGAUGGGCAUCGCCAUCCGCACCUUUACUGAUAAAUGGUGAUGAUGCUGGAUAUCCCGUGCGUUUGAACUUGGAAGAAAUCUCUUGGGUGACAUCUUUACUUACUCUUGGUGCCAUCCCGGGUUGCAUUAUUUCUGCAUUAACAGUGAAUAUCAUCGGCAGAAAGAACACUAUGCUAUUUUCAGCUGUGCCUUCGGUAAUUGGCUGGUUGUUGAUAGCUUUCGCAACAUCUUCAUCGGAUCUAUACAUAUCGAGGUUUUUAUCCGGAUUGGCUAUGGGCAUGCAUACUUCAAUCACGCCGAUGUAUUUGGGCGAGAUUUCGCCGGCAAAAAUUCGCGGUUAUUUGGGAUCCAUGCUGAUAGUCGCUAUGAAACUUGGUGUUUUGAUCGAGUUCACAAUAGGUCCGUUUCUUUCGGUGAGAAAUCUCGCCCUUAUCUCUUUGGCGGCACCUUGUCUGUUCGUGGUCACUUUUAUCUGGUUACCAGAAUCUCCGUACUAUUUGGUACGCUGCGACGCCAAGGAGAAAGCUAUAAACUCUCUUGUUCAAUUAAGAGGCAAAAAGGAUGUUUAUAAGGAGGCAGAUACCAUUGAGCAAUCUGUAAAAGCUGAUUUGGCUAAUAAAGCUGGUUUUCGUGAACUCCUAUUUGUACGGGGAAAUCGCAGAGCUCUAACAACAUUGGUGUGUCUGGUCAUAUUUCAACAGUUGAGUGGCUCUCAAGCCCUGUUGCAGUACGCUCAAAUAAUUUUCGAUAAGAUGAACAGUAAUCUAGAAGGCAAAUACUUGACUAUAGUACUAGGCGUCGUGCAACUAGUCUGCACGAUUGUCUGCAUGAUCAUCACUGAUUGCAGCGGCAGGAAGUUAUUGUUGACGAUUUCCGCUAUCGGUACGGCGUGCUCCACUGCCAUAGUCGCAACAUAUUUUCAUCUUCAAUACUAUCACGUGGAUAUCAGCAAUAUAACGUGGUUACCCGCUAUAGGCGUGAUCCUAUUCAUAGUCAUGUAUGGCCUCGGUUUGUCAGUGUUACCAUUCACCAUGGCCGGCGAAUUGUUUUCUAUGAACGUGAAGGCCCUCGGCAAUAUGAUAGGCAUGAUGACGAUGACACUCGUAGCGUUUGUCGUGACGAGCUUAUAUCUGAUCAUAAGUGAAGGUGCCGGUGUGCACACGCCGUUCUGGAUAUUUACCGUGUGCUGUUUUGCUGGUGCUAUAUUCACGUUUUUCUAUGUACCUGAAACUAAAGGCAGGACGUUGGAACAGAUACAGAGAAAACUUCAUAAUCCUGAAAACAUGAAGAAAUUAUAUCUCGCUGUUAUAGCAGGAAAUUUAGGUAUGCUGUCAGUGGCCUUAUUUAACGGUUGGGCAUCGCCAACUUUGCCUUUAUUGCUACAUGGUGGUGAUGCUGAAUAUCCUAUACGUUUAAACUUAGAAGAAGCCUCUUGGGUGACAGCUUUACUUAGUAUUGGUGCCGCCGCAGGUAGCGUUAUUUCUGCAUUGAUUGUGAAUAUCAUCGGCAGGAAGAACACCAUGUUACUUACGGUUGUGCCCUCAAUAAUUGCCUGGUUGUUAAUAGUCUUCGCAACAUCAUCGUGGGAGCUAUACAUAUCGAGGUUUAUAUCCGGACUAGCUACGGGCAUCACUUCUAUGUCUACGCCGAUGUAUGUGAGCGAGAUUUCGCCGGCUGACAUUCGCGGCAAUUUGGGAUCUGUGCUGGCAGUCGCUGGGAAACUCGGUAUUUUGAUCGAGUUCACGAUAGGUCCAUUUCUUUCAGUGAGAAAUCUCGCCCUCGUUUCUUUGGCGGGACCAUGCCUGUUUCUGGUCACUUUUAUCUGGCUACCGGAAUCCCCAUAUCACUUGAUGCGUUGCAACACCAAGCAAAAAGCCAUAAACUCUCUUGUUCAGUUGAGAGGCAAAGAGGAUAUUUACAAGGAGGCAGACAGUAUUGAGCAAUUUGUAAAAGACGAUUUGGCUAAUAAAGCUGGUAUCCGUGAACUCCUAUCUAUACCAGGAAAUCGCAGAGCCCUAAUAACGUUGCUGUGCCUUGCCUUAGUUCAACAGUUGAGCGGUUCUCAAGCCGUAAUGCAGUACGCUCAAUUAAUAUUUGAUGAGAUGAAUGGUAAUCUAGAAGGUAAAUACUUGACUAUGAUAUUGGGCGUCAUGCAACUAAUUUGCGCGAUCGUCAGCAUGUUCAUCACCGAUUGUAGCGGCAGGAAGUCAUGGCUGAUGAUCUCCACCAUCGGUUCUGCAUGCUCUACCGCUAUGGUUGCGAUAUACUUUCAUCUUCAGUACCAUCACAUAGACACCAGCAAUAUAAUAUGGUUGCCCGCCAUUGGCGUGAUCUUAUAUAGAGUCAUGUUUAGCCUGGGUUUGGGGGUGUUACCGUUCACUAUGGGCGGCGAAUUGUUUCCCAUGAACGUAAAGGCUCUCGGCGUUAUGAUAGGCAUAAUGACGAUCCAUACCACAGCCUUUGUCGUGGAGAGUCUGUAUCUGGUUGUAAGCGAAAGUGCCGGUAUGCAUACGCCAUUCUGGAUAUUCACCUCGUGCAGCCUUGUUGGUACUUUAUUCACAAUUUUCUAUGUACCUGAAACCAAAGGCAGGACGCUGGAGCAGAUACAAAAGAAAUUGCACGGUUCGUCGAAACAAGAAAAACUCAAGAAUGAAGUACUUUCACCUGUCAAUAUUUGA
Trachymyrmex cornetzi is the source of this 2778-nucleotide messenger RNA. RefSeq names its product facilitated trehalose transporter Tret1. Gene Ontology annotation, biological process: carbohydrate transport; transmembrane transport. Gene Ontology annotation, cellular component: membrane. NCBI's taxonomy places the organism in Eukaryota, Metazoa, Arthropoda, Insecta, Hymenoptera, Formicidae. The record is from RefSeq and is a predicted model, not a curated record. The coding region runs from base 34 to 2778 and encodes 914 amino acids. Gene Ontology annotation, molecular function: sugar transmembrane transporter activity. The transcript has 8 exons.